AACGCGCGGCUGUUGAAACAGCCGGGGCAGAUUUUCAGUUUUCGCCCUUUUUUUGCCUGUUUUUCCCCCCCGGACGGGCUGAACGACGCCUGUGCCGCGGGGGGGGGGGAGCGGACACCCCUAAUACUGUGCAGGGCGUGCGGACACGAGUUGGCCGACGAGCGAGACGUCAAGUAUAUCCCCGGCCCUCUGUCGCUGUCCGACACGCUCAUCGGGGACAGACGCGUCCACGUGCAGGUUCCGGAAAACCCGCACGGGCGUCGGUUCGAGGUCAUCACGUUCCGGAGGGCGGCCGUCACUAGGCACUUGCCGCCCGACAAGGGCUCCUCUUGGUUUCCGGGAUACUCUUGGAUGGUGGCCACUUGCCCUCGAUUCCCCGCACGGCUGAAAUCGCAUGAAUGUGCACCCUCCUCAGGUUGGGCUUUUCAGCCCAGUGACUGGCCAGACACCAUGACAAACACAAAGCUGGGGGAGUCGGAGCACACCUUUCUGGCCUUGAUCACUCAUCGAUUAUUAAGAGAAGACUUUGCAUCCAGUCUGCUCAUGGUUCCAAAGUCUUUCACCCGCUGA
This is a messenger RNA of Lampris incognitus (smalleye Pacific opah), 570 nucleotides long. RefSeq lists its product as uncharacterized. NCBI's taxonomy places the organism in Eukaryota, Metazoa, Chordata, Actinopteri, Lampriformes, Lampridae. The record is from RefSeq and is a predicted model, not a curated record.